Molecule: messenger RNA, 5307 nt
Organism: Osmia bicornis bicornis
Lineage: Eukaryota; Metazoa; Arthropoda; Insecta; Hymenoptera; Megachilidae
Gene: SoxN
Product: transcription factor Sox-2
Exons: 2
Coding region: 1336-2712 (458 amino acids)
Biological process (GO): regulation of DNA-templated transcription; anatomical structure morphogenesis; cell differentiation
Molecular function (GO): DNA-binding transcription factor activity, RNA polymerase II-specific; RNA polymerase II cis-regulatory region sequence-specific DNA binding
Source: RefSeq, a predicted model, not a curated record
GCAGGAAGUGAGCCCCGAGAGUGGGACCCCAAGGCGAAAUCCACAAAUGCUCAGACGGUUCCGUUCUUCCGUGGAGAGUGGAGGUCGCUGCUACUCAUUCUUAUUCUUAUCCUUCGCCGUCGUCGCCGUUGUCCGCAUCGACGACCACGAGUGAGAAAGCACGGCGGAUGAAAGUAGGCGCCGCGUGUCCACGCGCAACACACGGUACACAAAGCACGCGUGCUGCGACGAGGAGUCAUCGUGUGUCUUUGUUAUCGGGGCACAGUGAUUAAAAGAAGAUCGACGCGUGUUUCUUGGAUCGCUCGUUCGAUCCGUUAGUGUGAAAAAUCUACGUUGGAACUACAACCCGAGAUCCCGUUUUUUUCCGUGUCCGGAUUUUUUCUCAAGCUCGAGGGAAAAUCGCGAGGAGAGCCCACGGUAUCGUUGCAUCGUCGCGAUCCGAUUCGUCGAGCGUAUCGCGAGCCUGCAGCCAGUCACGAGCGAGCUGUCGGGCUGCGAAGAGAGACGGAGCGGAUUGGCGAGACAAGGAGAGACGUUGAGGACGCGCAGCGUGCCAGGGGAAGAAAGUGACAGUGCGUCAGUACUCCGGUCGGGCUCUGGCGUGGAUCACGGCCCGUUCUCGUAGCUUGUCGCAACAGUAGAGUCGAAGAGAGAAGUUAGCGUAUAUUGCUCGAGCCGAGUACGCGGGGGGAGGAAAAAUUGUGUUGAUAUGAGGAGCGUCGAGUGUGUACGGUGACCAGACGGAGCAACGGUGACUUUUCGUGAUUACCAUUAGUGUUCCCGAGAGGCUCGUCUGCGAGAGACAAUAACCGAGUGUUUCGUAGUAAUGCUCGUAGGUGAAUUCGAUCGUAUACGAACGGUGCGCAGUGAUCCUGUGCUCGAUUGAAGGGCUGCAUCGUUUGUUACACGACCAGGUGUAUCGAGAGUUCAGGUGAUUGAAAAGGAUUUAUAUACCGGUGAACUUUAUUCGUGUUUUUCCGGCGAAACGAGGACAAACAUUGCUAAGAAGUGACUGUUACGGUAAAUAGUGAGACAGUGCCGGUGGUGUUUCACCGCCUUCGACCAGUGGUGAUCCAGGUAGAAGGAACGAAAUCUCCGUAGAUGGUGGAGAAAGGAUCGAAAAACGACUUCCAUGUUAGAAUCUUGGAAAGAAACGAGGAGACUCGUCGUCGCGUAGUGUUCACCGGUUCGUUGUGAACAAGGUGUAGCACGAGUGACGUCCAACCGGGCGAGUAGUAUAGGGAGGUGCGCGAGUUCUCGGCGUUUCGUCGAUUUUCUUGACGUCGGGAGGUACCAGGAAAGGGCGGCAAACUGUACGGCCACCGGGAAGAAGAGAUGCUCACGAUGGAGUCGGACCUGAAGGGCGGCAGCCUGCACGGUCAAAUGCCACCGCACCCACACCAGGGUGUAUCGCCGAUGGGCCACCAUACCGGUGUAUCUCCGUAUGGUAGCCUCGGCUCGAUAGUGCACAGUCCAGCCCUGUCCGGAAGUCCUCCGAGUACCGGAGGUCUCGGUCUCGGACUCCAGCACCAUCACCAAACGCCCCAGCAUCAUUACGCUUCCAUGCAGGCGGCCCAGCAACAGCAGCAGCAACAACAACAACAGCAAAGUAUGCACUCGUUGGCGCAACAAGCUGGUAGCCAACAGCAACAGCAGCACCACCCGCAUCAACAGCAACAGCAACAGGCCCAGCCUCAACAACACCACCAGGCACCGAACAACAACAACAAUACCAGCAAAAACAACAACAUCGACCGCGUGAAGAGGCCGAUGAACGCGUUCAUGGUGUGGUCCCGUGGACAACGGCGCAAGAUGGCGCAGGAGAACCCGAAGAUGCACAAUUCGGAGAUCUCGAAACGGUUGGGAGCCGAGUGGAAGUUGCUCAGCGAAACGGAGAAACGUCCGUUCAUCGACGAAGCGAAACGAUUGAGAGCCGUACACAUGAAGGAACAUCCCGACUACAAAUACCGGCCGCGACGCAAGACCAAGACGUUGCUGAAGAAGGACAAGUUCCCUCUCGGCGGCGGUGUGGCCGGUGUCGGCGGUAUGCUGGGCGUCGAUCAGAGGCAAGUCGGUGCGGCCGGUGGUCCUCAGCAGGCCCAAUUGUCGCGCGACGUUUAUCAGAUGCCAAACGGUUACAUGCCGAACGGUUACAUGAUGCACGAUCCGACGGCCGCGUAUCAGCAACACGUCGCGUACGGCGGUCACAUGGGUGGCGCAGCAGCCGCGGCCGCGGCAUCAGCCUACCCUAGGUACGAGAUGGGACACCACAUGGGCGGCGGCAGUCCGAGCCCCAUAAACAGCUACAUGAACGGUUACAGUGGAUACAGCACCACCGUACCCGGUGGUUCACCGUCGCCUUAUCACCAAGCUCAACCCGGCUCACAGAUGUCGAGUCACAGUCCCAGCGGUAGCAGCAUAAAAUCGGAGCCGACGAGUCCGGCGAGCGGCGGUAUUCACACGCCUACGCCAACCGGUGCCUCGUCGACGGCCGGUGCCGGUGGUCAGGUCGUGAAACGAGAAUACAUGGGACAACAGCAGACGCAGCAAACGCAGGGUGACCUAAGGCAGAUGAUCUCGAUGUAUCUACCGCAAGGAGUCGACCAGGGUGUCGUGCAACACGGAGCCGGUGUCUACUCGCCUGGACCGUCGCCGGAUCCCCUCGCGCAGCAUCACUCUGCCAUUCCGCCGCUCACUCAUAUGAUAGCUUAGAGUGACAGAGAAGCUUGGAUGGACGGCUGUACGCGUUGGACUUCCUUGAGAAAAUUGACGGAGAACGAGCGAAAUGGUAGAAAAUAAAAAAAAAAAGAUAAAGAGAGACGUGGGGUCCGAGACGGGAUCGCGAAAGGUUUCUCGCAACCUUCGGGAGGAAAUUCUCACGCACGGACGAGGGGCAGAAAAUGCAUUAAAAUGCAAAAAUUAAGAAAACGUGUUCCGUCAACGACGGACUCGAGGACUCGACGCCAUUUUUCAAAGGAUCCAAGGAACGGAAUUGCAACCAAGUACGAAAGAAGAUGAAGAAGAUGUUGACGAAGAUACGAAGAAACAGAACGUGUGUUUGAUUCGAGAACGAUUAUCGUGAAGUAAUCGCGAAGAGACACCGCGUGAUCCGCGAGCGACGUGCAACAACUUCCGGUUGUUCCCUAAGCUUGCGACGAAUCUCCGCUCCCGCGGUCCCCACGUUCUUCUUCGGCCGUCGUUUCGUCGGAGAGCGUUCCUUUUUUCUUUCCUUCGACGCGAUCGCGUGGAAAAUCCUGCUCCUUCGCGAGACCAUCGAACGAGGAACACAUUUUUCCACCGAAAAAUGGAAAAGAAGAAUCGAUUCGAACGUAGAAUUGUCCUUCGUUCUUUGGUCCCUCGAAGAAGACGUCGUCGCGUGUCCGCUGAAUAGAUUCGGCUAGGGAGAAAAGGGUCAGCGAUUCGUCGACAAGCGUGCUCGUUUUCUCUCCGUUCGUAGGAAAGGAGUCGAGAGGGAAAAGGAGACGAGAACGCGAAACGAUAAAACCUCUUACUGUGAUAAUAAACAAAAGAAAAAAGAACAAUGAUGCACGGUGGUGCGUGCGAGGGAAAUAAAAUAUUAUAUCCAGGGUAUAGUCGAAUAUAGUCGAUGUGUGUGGAAGGUAUUGAGAGAGAAAAGGGCGAGAAAGACGAACGGUGAUCGAUGCAGAAAACGUAGAAGAGGAAACGAGUAGCGACCCGGAGAAGAAUUCGUAGUCGUCGCUUCGCGUGGCUGUAUAUAUAUACAUAUUUAUAUACAUACAAUAUACGCAUAUAUGAAAUAUUAUAUAUAUAUAGAAACGUAUAGAGAGGAGAGUGUAUUAUAUUUUCCGCGUUUAGCAAUAUUUUCCUUUUUUCUCUCUCUCUCCCGUUUACCGGCGUCUCGUUCGACGUCCAUCGUCGGUUGCGUCCGUCAGUUUCCCUUCGCGAUUUUCCUCCUUUACGCCCGAGAUCAUUGCAAUUAACCAGGGAAUGAACGAGCGAACGAAUUGUACGAGGAAAACGAACGUUGCCUGUGAAAAGAUAGGAAGAUCGUUCGCCAGGAGAAAUAGAAUCAUUUGGUUGUACGACGAUUGUAAGGAUGUUUUUUCAAGUGCACAUCGUUCCCUGAAAUUAAAACCCUAUCGUAAUUUUGCGUAGAUAGAAGAAACCCUUUCAGUAUUGGCCCGGGAAACUGUGUUCGUACGCGAGAGCGGGAAAAAUUCAAGCGUUCCUUCUCCCCUUUGUACAUAUAUAUAUAUAUAUUAAAAAAAAUGAUAUCCCAAAAACCUUAUUUCUCUCCUUGAUAACGCGAGAGAAAGAUUCGCUCCGCGAAUUAAAAUCUUUUCACGACUCUCGAAGAACUUUACGAUACACGGUAUAUUUUAUUAUUGCGUUAUUACGUUUACUAUUACUACAUUGACCCUGAAAGUACGAUUUAAUAUUAUUAUUACUAUCAUUAAUAUUAUAAUUAUUAUUAUUAUCCUUAGUAUUGAGUUCUUUUUAUUAUCAUCUUUAUUAUUAAUUAUUAUUAUUCUAGUUAUCAUAAUUAUAAACUUCCCCGAUUUUCGUUUCAGUAUCCAGUUCCCUUUCCAGAAAUCAUCGUCCGCAUUUCCCGCGUGUCAUCUUCGAAUUCCCGUCGUCGAGCAAUCUGUAAAGCGUUCGCGCCGCAAGAUAAAUCGAUCCGAGAGUUCGAUCAAUCGCGACCGAUCUGCGACGUCGAAACGAACGGAGAACGUCGAAAAAAUUUCGCGAUAUCCAGGAAUCUUGAAUCGUACGUUCGGCUCGCUGUAACCGUGACACCGUCUGUGAUAAGAGGUUUCGAAAACCCUCGAUCGAAAUUCUUUUGUUUCUUUUUAUUUUUCGAGAAUUCAUUGUUCGAGACAGCCAAAGCUUUUAAAUACUCGUAACUAAGUGUCUCGUUGGUAAUCGCGAUCGAGGAUCUUGGACUUUUUUACGAAAACGUCGCGUUACAGCCAGCUACGUGAUUUGUGAAAAUUUCUCGCCGACCAACUGCAAAAUGCACGAGCAGUAAAAAAUAAAAUAAAAUGGAACAAGAUAAGCGUCGUUCUCGGUUCGUUCUUUUUUUUUUUUAAAUUUUUGUUUCUUUUAAAUAUCGCUGACGAGUCACACGACGUCAUCGUCGUCUCACCUGAUGUAUACGAGCACGAAAGAGGAAGCGUAACGAUUAUACAAGCUUUGUACAAAUUAUCGCGAUGACCCGUAAUCGCGGAGUUUUCAACUCGCGAACUCUGUAUGUAAAUACGUUCAACCACGACGGGCAAAUCCGUCCGUGGUACGUUCGAAUACACAUAUACAUACGCAUAUUAA